Messenger RNA from Botrytis cinerea B05.10, 2173 nucleotides. RefSeq lists its product as hypothetical. The coding region runs from base 506 to 1744 and encodes 412 amino acids. Gene Ontology annotation, molecular function: mRNA binding. The record is from RefSeq and is a predicted model, not a curated record. Lineage: Eukaryota; Fungi; Ascomycota; Leotiomycetes; Helotiales; Sclerotiniaceae. Gene Ontology annotation, cellular component: cytoplasm; nucleus; ribonucleoprotein complex. The transcript is spliced from 3 exons.
GACUCCAACCACACGUUACACAGGUAUUUUUCAUGGAUUAAUCAAUCUCAGACCUUUUGUUUUCUUCUUCCUUCUCAGAUCAUUCCUCUGGAAUACCACCGAUUUGACCAGAUCGCAGCUGGAAAUUAUGCCCAUGUCCGCUUUGCACUUGCAGAUAAAUAGUAAUCCAUCUCACAAGAAGAGAAGUUGAGAAAUGAUCCGAGAAAUCGACAGGCAAUCGGCAAAACUUACUGCAAGAAUUCGUUUGCUCUUCUUAAUUCUGAGUCUUGUUUUUCGAUCUAUUUCUAUUCCCCCCCGAAUUUGGCCUUCUACAGCGAAUGCCUAGAAUCUUUUGGUCGAGUAAUGAACAGCAAGGCUUUUAUUCAAGAACUCAUCAAAUGACAAUUAUACCUUAAAGUCUCAGCCCCCCAAAAGUACUGUAGCCUACAAUUUUCUUACUCGAAAUGAGCCUUUCUUGACAUUCAUCCAUCUUGUAUCUUACUAUCAAAAUUUCAUCUCAAACAUCAUGCCUCAAGUUCUACCUGGUGAUGUAACUGGCUUAUACUAUAUUUUGGUCAGCAACCUUCCAUGGUCAUGCACAUGGCAAAUUCUAAAAGACUUCGCACGAAAAAGUGAUUCUAAGGGAAAGUGCCUUGCAAUCGAACAUGCGCAGGUAUAUCCAGGGUCGACUUGUGGAUGGGUGACAGUGCGUGGAAAGGACGACUUCCUUAAAGCACUCCAGUACUUACAAGGUGGAACUAUGGGAAAUCGAGCGUUGUGUGCAGAUGGUCGCAAUGAAACGAAGCCGAUUCAAGUGCGGGAUCUUGCUGUCCCGUGGACCACCUCACAUUCUUGCGGAGAUUUUUCAAGAACAAGAAAGGCACUCCCAACACCAACAUCUUCGGGGUCUCCAGUAUCUGCGAUGCCAAUUCAACAAAUACCAUUCGUCGAAAUUGCUCCUUUAACCGAAAACACAUAUUUCUCUACUUCUACAUCAGCCAAAUUUAAUGCCCGAGGUUUGACUCAGAUUCAACAAGUACAGAGCAUUGAAAUGUGUCCAAAUGUCCCAAUACCGCAUACAUAUCCAUCUAUGUUGUAUGCCGGUGAUAUGGCACCAGAUACGCCAGUAUAUAUACAACCUGCUCCACAGUUAUUCGCAGCGUCUCCUCCAAUCUCUUACAUGAUUCAACAAUCUGACAAAAUGACAAUUGUAAAAAGCAAAGUCAUCAUUACCCAGCUUCCUCGAGAAACUUCGACUUCUUGUCUAGAAACUCACUUAUACAACGUAAUAAAAUCCAAAUAUCACGGCAGUGCAUCAACCGAGAACCCUCUUGAUGCCCUAAUCAAUAUGAAUAUCGAAAAGCAUCCAGAUGGGAGGCAAAAGUGUCAUACUUUCCUGGCUUUUGGCACGCAUAAUAUGGCCCAGGCUAUGGUGGAAAUGCUUGAUGGUGUGGUCUUUCGUGGAAAGAUUCUGCGAGUAAAGCUUGCAAAAGAGGGGGCAGAAUCCAGAGAACAGAGGCAAGACUCCAGGUCCAUCAAAUCAAGACCUAUGGUAUUUCAGGGAAGGAAACUAGUGAGACCCAAGGAAAUCAGGGGGAGAAAGAUCCCGACAAUGGAAGAAAGAGAGAGGGAUAGAAUUUUAGCAGCCAGGUCAAGUACUGUAGCUGCUGUGGCUGCAGUAGCAGCGCAAGCGAAGACAGGGGCAGAUGCAAAGGUGGAGUCACCGAUGGUGGUGAAUGGAUCGACUCCGGAGACCAACUCCUAGUAAUUGACCAAACAGGUACUUCACGGUCCUCGAGACUGGUUCCAUGAGAAACACUCUGUAUCAAGACGGGGACAAUAUUGAUAUUUAAAGCGAGCGAGGCAGGCGUUUUUGGGGCUUAGAUAACCAUAAGCAUAUGGUACUGGCGAAUUCGAUAGGUGGAAUGUAUUGUGAGCAUUUAUGAUGGCCACUGAUGGUUCUUCUGCAGGGGAGUUCUCGGUUUUCCUGGGACCACAGCGCUGUAUUUCAUCUUUCACGCAGCUGAUGCACUAGAGUCUAUCUCGAGGCGGGCCUAGCAGGCAUCGUCGUUAAUUUCCAGAGUGAACAGUAGAGGAUUGAAGCAGCCCACAAUAGAGUCAUUCUUAGUUACUUGUGACAAGUCUGGACGUUUGCUACAUAGUUCAUCUCCCCAACAAUGAUAUCUAAAACACA